UUUAUGAACGCUAUUUGUAUGACAUUGGAGGUUUCUCCUUGCCGGAAGUUUGAGUCGCUGUUGCUUAAAUAGCUGUGCGUGGCUUUACCAACUCCUUUUUAAUUGAUUACUGGUGUCUGUCGGAUCAUGUCAAGCAGUUCUGCGGAUUAUAACAGCUCUAGAGACAGAGACCAUGGGGGCCCUGAAGGAAUGGAACCCGAUGGUGUCAUUGAGAGCAAUUGGAACGAAAUUGUGGACAAUUUUGAUGAUAUGAACUUAAAGGAAACAUUACUAAGAGGUAUUUACGCCUAUGGUUUUGAAAAGCCAUCUGCCAUUCAACAGAGAGCUAUCAUUCCAUGCAUUAAAGGCUAUGAUGUCAUUGCUCAGGCACAGUCAGGAACUGGCAAGACAGCCACUUUUGCAAUCUCUAUCCUUCAGCAGCUGGAGAUUGACCAGAAGGAGACUCAGGCUCUGGUUUUGGCUCCGACCAGAGAGCUGGCUCAACAGAUCCAGAAAGUAAUCCUGGCUCUGGGUGACUACAUGGGUGCCACGUGCCAUGCCUGCAUUGGAGGCACGAACGUCCGCAAUGAGAUGCAGAAGCUCCAGGCGGAGGCUCCCCACAUCGUUGUUGGAACACCUGGGCGAGUGUUUGACAUGCUGAACAGGAGAUACCUGUCUCCUAAAUGGAUAAAGAUGUUUGUGCUGGAUGAAGCUGAUGAAAUGCUGAGUAGAGGAUUUAAGGAUCAAAUCUAUGAAAUCUUCCAGAAACUGAGCACAAACAUUCAGGUGGUGCUUCUGUCUGCUACAAUGCCAGCUGAUGUGUUGGAAGUGACCAAGAAGUUUAUGCGUGACCCAAUCCGUAUUCUGGUGAAAAAGGAAGAGCUUACCCUAGAGGGUAUCAAGCAGUUCUACAUAAAUGUAGAGAGAGAGGAGUGGAAGUUGGACACGCUGUGUGACCUGUAUGAGACUCUUACCAUCACUCAAGCUGUCAUUUUCUUGAACACAAGGAGGAAGGUUGACUGGCUGACAGAAAAGAUGCAUGCAAGAGACUUUACCGUCUCUGCUCUGCAUGGAGAUAUGGACCAGAAGGAAAGGGAUGUUAUCAUGAGAGAAUUUAGGUCCGGAUCUAGUCGUGUCCUGAUCACAACUGACUUGUUGGCUCGUGGUAUUGAUGUGCAACAAGUGUCUUUAGUUAUUAACUAUGACCUGCCCACAAAUCGGGAGAACUACAUACACAGAAUUGGUCGUGGUGGCCGUUUUGGCAGAAAAGGAGUUGCCAUUAACUUUGUAACUGAAGAAGACAAGAGAAUUCUUAGAGAUAUUGAGACAUUCUACAAUACUACUGUUGAGGAGAUGCCUAUGAAUGUGGCUGAUCUGAUCUAAACCCUGGGAUGAGAUUUCUUGAAUGCAGUGCUUGCUGUUGCUGAAUAAACAGUGGUGCAUUGUUGUUUUGGGGGUGGGGAGGGGAAAUAGACUCUUGUUCUCCAUGCUGAUGCUGGAUCAGAAAUACUGAUUUGGUUUUAAGUGACUUUUGAGCUCUGAGAAGUCUUUUGGGCUUUAUCCUCUUACAGUUAGACUGUUGGGGUGGGCAAUAGAUAUGAGGUCUUUACACCAUUUCUUUAGGUAUUUUUUUUCUAGUUCCAUAGAAGUGUUUGUAAUAAAUGUUCUUUAUCGUUUAAUAAUUUACUUGUGGACUAAAAGAUACAAGUGCUGUAUUAAGUCAGCCAAUUAUGUUAAACUAACAUAUUUGCAUUUAUUGUAAGAUUAGCUUAGUUCAGUAGCAUUGCCUGUUUAAUUCUGUGAGCACUUUUUUUUAUAGUUUAUAAAACUGUAUUGUGGAUAUGUAUUUAUUGAAUAAACAAUAAUUAAGUCUUAUCUAAAAA
Molecule: messenger RNA, 1862 nt
Organism: Acipenser ruthenus (sterlet)
Lineage: Eukaryota; Metazoa; Chordata; Actinopteri; Acipenseriformes; Acipenseridae
Product: eukaryotic initiation factor 4A-II
Exons: 11
Coding region: 127-1362 (411 amino acids)
Biological process (GO): cytoplasmic translational initiation
Cellular component (GO): cytoplasmic stress granule
Molecular function (GO): ATP binding; RNA helicase activity; translation initiation factor activity
Source: RefSeq, a predicted model, not a curated record